AUGGAAACGGUAGCUUUAACUGAAGAGAGUAGUGCUGUGAUCAAAAAUGGGUUUCCAUCUAAAGUUAAAGACCCAAGGAGAUUUAGUAUCCCUUGUACGAUCGGGAAUGUUAAAGUAGGAAGAGCUUUCUGUGAUCUGGGAGCCAGUGUCAACUUGAUGCCUCUUUCUUUUGCACGAUCUUUGGGGAUAACGGAGAUGGAAUCUACCUUUAUGUUUCUUCAAUUUUCUGAUAGAUCCAUCAAAAGGCCGGAAGGGGUGCUAGAAGAUGUCCUUGUAAAGGUAAAUGAUUAUAUAUUUCCAGCUGAUUUUGUUGUGCUUAAUAUGGAGGAAGAUGACAAUAUGCCUCUCAUCUUGGGGAGACCAAUCUUAGCAACUGCUAGGACAUUGAUUGAUGUAGAAAAAAGACUGAUGAUCUUUAGAGUUAAUGGUGGUAAAUUCAAGAUGAAUGUUUUUGAGGCCAUAAAGCAUCCUGAAGAUAAAGAAAACUGCUUUCAGAUCUAUGUAAUAGAAGAAGCAGUCUCAGAGAAGAUCCUUGAAUAA
Messenger RNA from Gastrolobium bilobum, 540 nucleotides. RefSeq lists its product as uncharacterized. Gene Ontology annotation, molecular function: aspartic-type endopeptidase activity. The transcript has a single exon. Gene Ontology annotation, biological process: proteolysis. Lineage: Eukaryota; Viridiplantae; Streptophyta; Magnoliopsida; Fabales; Fabaceae. The coding region runs from base 1 to 540 and encodes 179 amino acids. The record is from RefSeq and is a predicted model, not a curated record.